This is a messenger RNA of Syngnathoides biaculeatus (alligator pipefish), 5258 nucleotides long. RefSeq names its product nuclear receptor subfamily 4, group A, member 3 (gene nr4a3). The record is from RefSeq and is a predicted model, not a curated record. The transcript has 7 exons. Gene Ontology annotation, biological process: cellular response to corticotropin-releasing hormone stimulus; regulation of transcription by RNA polymerase II. Gene Ontology annotation, molecular function: RNA polymerase II cis-regulatory region sequence-specific DNA binding; zinc ion binding; nuclear glucocorticoid receptor binding. NCBI's taxonomy places the organism in Eukaryota, Metazoa, Chordata, Actinopteri, Syngnathiformes, Syngnathidae. Gene Ontology annotation, cellular component: transcription regulator complex; nucleus. The coding region runs from base 1980 to 4013 and encodes 677 amino acids.
UUUUUUUUUACAUUUUUGACUUUUUGGUGAUUAUUGCGGAUGUGUUAAGGAUACUCGAUGCGGGCUUGUCAUCACAAGUAAAGACGGAACCGCCACAGAAAAGCAGUAAGUAAGAUGUUCAUUGUCAGAUUAUUGAUAAAUUACACACACGAGCACCCACUCAUGAGGCUAUACGUCCAUUUAUUAUGAGAUAACCUUUUUUUUUCCACGCUCUUGAUAAGUCAGACUCGCCGAUCCGUGACGAGCCAAAUUCAUUUUUAUUAUUAUAUUUUUUUUUGCACCGCAGAUCUUAUCCGGUUGUCAUGGGAAUGAGAUGCCUCACUGUCGAGAAAAAAAGGCUUUAUGUGUGGGAAUUAUUAGUCACUUUCAAAUAUAUAUAUAUGUAUAUAUUUACCAGUGUCUUUACAAACGUGUCAAUCAUGCCAGGUCCAAUCAAUGACGGACAUAAAUCGAUGAUCAAUAUUUAGAAUGCUGAAACAUCACUUUUAAUGUUCUUUUAGAUUCUUAAUGAAAAGUUGAACUUGUGCCCUAGACAAUAUGUGAUAGAAUCCCACUCCUGGGUGACUUUACACUUUCUCGCUCAUUUUUUUUUUUUUUUUUUAAUGUCUCGGUUUGCUGAAAACACGCCGCUGUCCGGUUUUAUUGGCGCGAGCAACCAGCGUUUACCGGCGCUCCGGGGUGCGUGUUUUGCGGCUUAUGCGCGGCUCUCUUGGUUACCGGUACGCGCCCGAGCCAAGGGAGAGCUCGGCGCACACACCGCCUCCAAAUGAAUUGAACGCUUUAUUAUAUAAUGUCGUGGAAAUCACUCUAAAUUUAUUUCGGUUGGGUGACAGGCAAACCCGGUUUUGUUAUCGAGCCUGAGAUCAGGAAUGUCUUGUGCGUUCUUUUCUGUAAGAGUUAUGACAACUUUUUUUUUUUUUUUUUGGGGCUCGGGGACCAAAUGUUGAUUUGGAUCUGACAAGGUUGUCUUUUUACACACCAGCGUGCAACUUGUCUGGAAAGCCACAAGACGUUAACGUGCUUGGUUCGAUCUGAUUCGGCUUUCGAAAGGGAAUACAAGUGAGUAUUUGUUCGGAUCCCGAAAUCCGAGUGAGAGUCGGAGUUCCUCAUGAAGGUGUUCCAUUGAAGGCGUGUAAAAGUACCUGCGGCGUGCAGAGGUCACGGAUCACAAGAGCAUUGGGGGCACACGUCGACUCGCUGGCGCGCGUGACGGAAAGGGGGCGCUCUAAACCUUGAAAUCCCCCAGCGUGCAGAAGGGGGGGGGGGUUCGACCGCAGUGAGAGGCAGCCGGAGGCGCACGGUGCACCGGAGCUCCUCGUCCUUCUUCUCCGUUUUGCAUGCACGCGUGCGAGGGUGCGUUGGGUCAUGCCGCCGCCCCCCCCCCUUCUGGAUGAAUCCCCCAGCAGAUCAACAAGGUGCUGAUCAGAAGCGAGCGCCCGCAGCUUUUUGCACACUGCGCUGCUUUUAAAAAGUCUUCACUUGUCUGGGUUUGUACAAGUCGCUCUCUGUGGUGACAUCAGGCAUAUUUUUAUGCAGACUGAAAAGUUUGUGCACACGUGCGUGCUGAAAUUUACACUUUAAACUGCUUACAAAUAUAUUAUCACGGGUGCGAAAAUGAUCAGUGACAUGCGCAUUCGGCCCCCGGUGGAAGUGAAAUCGUACACAUUGAACUUGAAUUAUUAUUUCUUUUAAUGCCGUUCCUAAACUUUUUUUUUUUUUUAAGUCUACUAAAUAUGUGAGUUACUUGUUCUCUUACUGUGGUUCUGACCCGAGCCGUCCCCCGUCUGCCGCUCCAGACACAGGUUCGGAAAAGUGCCCGCAGCCGAGCUCGGACUCCCGCCGAUUGGAGCUUACCUCCGCGAAGCCCGACGAGCUCUGCCCGCUUCAGGAGCACCGAUCCGGCCGCAGCCACGCCGCUCCACACGCCCGCACACCCAGCACCAUUCAGCACGAAGCUCUCACGCCAGAUCUAUGGCAUUAUGACAAUGAACAAGCGCACUCAGUUAUUGGAACAGCUGCAGUUUGUCCAGUUGAAAUGCGCACCUCGAGACAUGCCCUGCGUGCAGGCCCAGUACGGGCCCAGCCCCCCAGGCUCCGCCUACUCCAGCCAGUCCUUCGGCUACCAGGGCGACAGCUACGCCUCCGACCUCAUGACCUCCGACUACACUAAGCUGGACCUGGGCAGCGGCGAGAUCUCCGCCGCGGCCGCCACCACCUCUCUGCCUAGCUUCAACGUGUUUGUGGAGGGGGGCUACGAGCACAAGUCGUCUUGCCUCUACCAGAUGCCCCCCCAGAGGCCCACCAUCAAGAAGGAGGAGGACAGCUACCCGACUGCCCCGCAACUGGAGGCGCUGUCCUCCUCCGCCAUGUACUUUAAACAGUCGCCUCCCUCCACGCCCACCACGCCUUCCUUACCCCCGCAGCCCGGCACCUCUUUCCUGUGGGACGAGCACUCACUGGUCCCUCCGUCACACCCCCACUCCAUGGGCUCCAGCCUGGACGCGGGGUCCCUCAAGUCGUCCCGCUUUCCGCACUUCUACCAGCACUCGCCGCCCCACAGCGGGGGGAGCGUGGGUGGCUACGAGAGUCUAGGAGGCGGCCUGGUCCGCACGUCCUCCUCCUCGUCAUCCUCGUCCCCGUCGGUCUCCCAUGCUCACGGGCCGCCCCUGGAACAACAGUCCAUGUACCAGCUCCACCGCGGAGCCGGCGGCGCCAGCCUGGCAUUCCGCUCCCUGGCUCUCGGUCCCUGCGGCCCCUUACUCGGGGACACUCUGCCCUCGCCCCCGCCGCGAGGCCCCCAAGGAGAGGGAACCUGCGCCGUGUGCGGGGACAACGCGGCCUGCCAGCACUACGGGGUCCGCACGUGUGAGGGCUGUAAAGGCUUCUUUAAGCGCACCGUGCAGAAGAACGCCAAGUAUGUGUGUCUGGCCAGUAAGAACUGUCCUGUGGACAAGAGGAGACGCAACCGCUGCCAGUACUGCCGCUUCCAAAAGUGCCUGAGCGUGGGCAUGGUCAAGGAAGUGGUGCGCACCGAUAGCUUGAAAGGUCGCCGUGGACGUUUGCCCUCCAAACCAAAGAGCCCGCUGCAGACGGAGGCGGCCCCUCCCUCGCCGCCCCUCAGCCUGAUCUCCACUCUGCUCAGGGCUUAUUCCCACUGCACGCCCCACGACCUUGACUACAGCCAGGUAGCCCCACAGCGAUGGAAAUAUGCGGGUCCGCUGAGAAACUCCGUGCGGACUCUUGACGUCUUUUCGCUUUUCCGCGCCGUUUCUCCCCGUCCCGCAGUUCAGUGCCGCGGACCCUCCGUCCUCCUCCACGGACGCCGAGCACAUCCACCUGUUCUACAGGCUCCUCACCAUUUCCAUGGAGACCACACGGUGCUGGGCCGAACGGCUGCCAGGCUUCUCCGAGCUCCAGCGGGACGAUCAAAACCUGCUCAUAGAUUCGGCCUUCCUGGAGCUGUUCGUCUUGCGAUUGGCUCACAGGUCAAUGCUGUCAGAGGACAAGCUAGUGUUCUGCAACGGUUUGGUGCUGCACAGGUUCCAGUGCCUUCGCGGCUUUGGAGAGUGGCUGGACUCCAUCCGGGACUUCUCCAACCACCUCCAGGGCGUAAACCUGGAUGCCUCCGCCUUCGCCUGCCUGGCCGCGCUCGUGCUGCUCACAGAACAAGUUCCGGGCCUGAAGGACUCCAAGCGCGUGGAGGAGCUGCAGAACAAAGUGAUCUGCUGUCUCAAAGACCACCUGGGCUGCGGCCCCUCUUCGUCGUCAUCCAAGGCGGCGCCCGCCCUGAGUCGCAUUCUGGGUUUACGGGCGGAGUUGCGCUCCCAGAGGACUCAGGGCCUUCAGCGCAUCUUCUACCUGAAGCUGGAGGACCUGGUGCCGCCUCCGCCCUUGAUCGACAGGUUCCUGGACACUCUGCCUUACUGAUGGCGAAGGACGGAAUUCAGAGAAGAAGAAGGAAAAAAAAGCAUCACGUCCAGUUUGAGGACAGUGACGGACUCACUUUGCUGUGACGCCAACGUGACAACUCGCUCCAACGGACCACCAACUCAACAGACACUUUAAAAAAAAAAAAAAAAAAAAGUGUUAAAAACAAAAGAUUGCGUCGCCACUUCUGAUUUUCACACGGAGGCUGGGACGGAGGACGCAGGUCGGAGAUUUUUGCCCUCUGGAAAACACAAAAGCGAGCAAGAAAGAACGAUAUAAAGUCCCGUUUCUGUGUAUAAUGUUCAUCCGGUGUGCCGAAUUCACUGGAGACAUCAUUGACGACACAAACGUAAGCGAUGCACUCCGUCCCCCCCAAAAAAAGAGCAAGUCAUAAAUGUUGCAAAAACACACCAUACAAUAUUUCAAUAACAUCGUAGUGAGAUCUUGAUUGAUUCCAAGUGCAAUUUUUUCUCCCCACUGCUUUCUCAUCGUAUAAGAAGUUGACGCAUAAGGAACGGUUUAAUUUCAAACUCUAAAUUAUUCGAACGCAAAGACGCGUCGUCCGACAUCGUCAAAAGAGCCGAGAAGGUCCGAGCGAUAUCCGGCUCGAGAAGAGAGACUGUGCACUAAAUAAUUGCCGACUGCUCACUCAGACUUGAAUUGCUCACUUUUUUUUUUUUUUUUUUUUUGUGCUUAUUUUACUCAUACGGAAAUGACGGGAGCCCGAAAUGGGCUUCUGAAGCACUUACGGCCUGCAAAGGACUGGAAGCACAGACACACACCCGGCCUGCUCCCCCCUGCUGAGAGUAGAGGACAGGAAAGGAGGGUGCUCGACAGAUAGAUCCACGGGAGAGACAUUCCGCAGUCUUUUUUUUUUUUUUUUUAUUUCUCUUGUGGCGGUGUUCACGCGUGCAAGACAAUGGUUCGAUGCUGUCCUCAUAAGUGUGUGUGUACGCAUAAGAGAAGCCGGCGUCUUAUGCAUGGUGUGUUUUUAGGCUGUCAAAAAGCGGUCGGCCUCGUGUGUUUCCGUGUCUCGCCACCCUCCUCCCCAACCGCCCACACUCAUGGCAGCAGUGAUAUUACGAAGAAGAAAGAAAAAAAAAAGCAAAUUCUAUAGAUCUAUAAAUAUAUAAAUAUACAAAAACUAAUAUUUUGAAGUGUUUUUAGCUUUUUUCAAAUAUUGUGGUACGACAUGUGCAUUGUUUUCAAAGAAGAGAAACACAAAAAAAAGUAAAAAAAUUGCUGUUUUCUUUUCUUUUUUUUUCAGUGUCCUUCUUUGGUUUGAGUUUCCUGUUCAAUAAUUUCUUUCUCUUUGGUGCACUGGAUUUUCU